UUCUCUCUCUCACUUCCUUCACGGGGAAAUUACCCCUUUCCAACCCAAACCCAAUAAUGAAGCUACCUCGCGAUUUCCCCCCACAAAUUACCGUUUAAUCUACCGGAAAUCGGAGAGUUCCUUCAAAUUAAUCCCCCCAAAAUCAAAAUUUCCCAAUUCAUUCGUUCGAUUUUCUUCGUCCUGUUGUAAUUGGGAAACUCGAUUGAGCAGUAGCGUUACUUGUUGAAUAAUUAAUUGCCUGGAAUCGCUGCUAGGGUUUUAGGGUGGGAACUUUUGUUUUGAUUUUGCGCCGGUACUGCAGUAAUGGGGGAAGAUGAUCGGGCAUUUGGGGUUGAUUUCUCAAUUGAAGGAGUUUCGAGGCUUCGCGAGGAUGUUGGGGAGAAACUCAAGGAGUUUAUGGGUGAUUACACCGACGAUACACUUGUGGAAUAUGUAAUAGUUUUGCUAAAAAAUGGGAGGAGUAAGGAUGAGGCGAAGAGUGAGUUGAAUGUCUUUUUGGGAGAUGAUAGCGACUCUUUCGUAUCUUGGCUCUGGGAUCAUUUAGGAUCUAAUUCAAGUCUAUACAUGCAACCCGAAAAAGCACAUCCAGAUGGAGCCCCUGAACAGAAACCUACAUCAGGGGACAAGGCUGGGAAAACUGAGUCUCAUCAGAUUGAAUCUGGAUUUCAUAAAGCAAAUUUUAUUAAAAUACAUGGACACCAUCGCCAUCGGGAAGUCAAAAGUGUAGUGAGUGAUGCGUUUGAAAAGGAAGUACCCCUAAACUCUGUCACUGAUAAUGUAAAUCCCCAGGAUGAAACUCAUCAGAUGGUUGGUCGAGCUAAGAAAUCUCUUUCUCCUAGGCCAACGAUUCAUAAGAAAAGAAGAAAAACUGAGGAGAAACAGUCGAGAAAGCAGAGAGAAAAUUCUCAGCCAACUGUCUGUGCACCAAGAAGGCUGCUGCAGUUUGCAGUACGUGAUGCCGUUGGUACUCCUAGGCCAUCCAGUGCAACAGCAGAGCCUAGACCAUCCAGUGCAACAGCAGAGCCUAGGCCAUCCAGUGCAACAGCAGAGCCUUCACUCAAACGCCUGCGUUCGGUGGUUUCCACAUCAACAGGGGAUCCAUUACUGGAAGAACGCCCUCAAAGAAUUCGACGUACUACCAUGUCUUCCGCUGCUAUUAAAGCUGUGGCAGAAGCAGUCAAGGAUGUGAACAAAGUUAGACCCUCACGCAAUGUGUUUGAUAGGCUUGGUCGUACUACUGAUGUUGUUUCAGAAACCACCAAUCAUCGAGAAUAUGAAAAUGUUGCUGAAGAUGUGGGUGGUAUUGAUUUUAUUGUCGAAAAGGAUGAUUUUCACUCGGCUUAUGAUCCACGUAAUGGUAGCAGCAGACUGCAAGAAAGUAACAUGUCGUCUUUUCAUGAGACUAUCAUGGAUUCCGAUUUAGGAUAUGAUGGGGAAGGGUAUGAUGAUCUUGAUGCCAGAGGAAGAGAAGCAAUAGAUAUAUCUCGUUCAGGCACAUACGGGUAUGGAGCUGUUGAAAAUGUUGAUGAAAGACUGCACAGACCACGUAAGGACCUGGGUCAGCCUGCAACUGUGCAUAAUACAUCCCUUAAAAUUGCUUCGGCUGUAGGCAUGAACAAGAGGAAACCUCAAUAUCAGGAAGAAAGGGAAGGACUUGAAACGUAUAAUGACAAAGUAGUACAAGGUAGUGAUACUUUGGCUACUAAAUCUGACGUUUGGUUGAUGAAGGAGAACAACAAUCCUAUUGUGGCCUCUAAUGGAAAUGCAACACCUGACAUAAUUAUGCAGCAACCUGAAAAGACGCCGACAUCAACUUGGUUACAUAAUACUGGUCCACCAACUGAAGAUGCUGAUUCACGGACCAUUUUUGUUAGCAAUGUUCAUUUUGCUGCCACUAAGGAUAGCCUUUCACGACAUUUCAAUAAGUUUGGAGAAGUCCUGAAGGUUAUUAUUUUGACUGAUCCAGCUACUGGGCAACCAAAAGGGUCAGCUUAUAUAGAAUUUAUGCGAAAAGAAGCUGCUGAGCUUGCUUUAUCAUUGGAUGGGACCUACUUUAUGUCGCGCAAUCUCAAGAUUGUAAGGAAAAGCGCUGCUCAAACUGAAACUGUUGCAUCUGUCACAACAAGGCCUCCUCGUGUUGCUCGAGCAUCUCCCUUUGCUAUUCCGAGAUUUGGGAGAGCCCCUUUCCCCAGAGGCAUUCCCGCUUUAUACAGGACCCGUAUACCUCUUAAGCCAGGUGGCGGUGCAAGGAGUUUCCAGUGGAAGCGCGAGGGUGAGGAAACCUCAGUUCAGCCACCAACUACCCGUGGUCUAACUUACGUUCGACCGGAAUCGAAGACAAAUGCAAGUACUGGCACUGCUUAGUUCGUCUAUUUUUUUUUUGUUUUCGAUAUGGAGGAUCAGUAAAAGGCGGGGGGUAAUUAUGAAUUUCAGGGUUUAUAUCCUAUGAUAAUUUAUGUAGCAUCGUCAUGUUAUAUUGUUUUAGCUUGGUCGGAUUCAUCUGUCAGGCUCGGAGAACGCAUAAGUUGAGGGAUCAUUUUUCCUUCAGUUUGCUGUUUCUUUGUAGAGUUUUUGAGGUUCUCUCGAACAAAGAAAAAAGAAAAAAAAAAGAUGGGUAUUUUUAGUGUGGAUGCCAGGAUAAUUGGUCUCUCUCUCUUUUAUUUAUUUUAUUUUAUUAUUAUUUUUUUCUUUUCUCUUCCUGUAGUAUAAAAGAAGACACAUGAAUAGUUAUGGCUAUUUGUGAAUAUCGGACCCAACUGGAUGUGGGCAUUAUCAUUUCAGUUAUUAGCUUUUUGCUUUAUUUAAUUUAAAAGAAAAUAUGAUACCGAAAAGACUAUUCUGUGAAGUUCUGUUUUUUUUUU
Erythranthe guttata (spotted monkey flower) is the source of this 2861-nucleotide messenger RNA. RefSeq lists its product as uncharacterized. NCBI's taxonomy places the organism in Eukaryota, Viridiplantae, Streptophyta, Magnoliopsida, Lamiales, Phrymaceae. Gene Ontology annotation, cellular component: nucleus; cytoplasm. The record is from RefSeq and is a predicted model, not a curated record. Gene Ontology annotation, molecular function: poly(A) binding. Gene Ontology annotation, biological process: regulation of mRNA stability.